Molecule: messenger RNA, 1561 nt
Organism: Seriola dumerili (greater amberjack)
Lineage: Eukaryota; Metazoa; Chordata; Actinopteri; Carangiformes; Carangidae
Gene: pou4f1
Product: POU class 4 homeobox 1
Exons: 2
Coding region: 1-1110 (369 amino acids)
Biological process (GO): regulation of transcription by RNA polymerase II
Molecular function (GO): DNA-binding transcription factor activity, RNA polymerase II-specific; RNA polymerase II cis-regulatory region sequence-specific DNA binding
Source: RefSeq, a predicted model, not a curated record
AUGAUGUCCAUGAACAGCAAACAACCGCACUUCGCCAUGCAUCCCUCUUUACCCGAGCACAAGUACACCACCCUGCAUUCCAGCUCGGAAGCUAUAAGGAGAGCCUGUCUACAAACUCCACAGCUACAGAGUAACAUAUUUGCGAGCCUGGAUGAGACCCUGCUGGCCCGGGCUGAGGCUUUGGCGGCCGUGGACAUCGCCGUGUCCCAGGGCAAGACGCAUCCGUUCAAGCCCGACGCCACCUACCACACGAUGAGCACAGUGCCGUGCUCGUCGACAUCCACCGUGCCACUGGCCCACCACCACCACCACCAUCACCACCACCACCACCAGAACCUGGAGCCGCCGGACAUUAUGGACCACAUCACCUCGCCGUCCCUCACCCUUAUGUCCAGUGCGCACGACGGGGCCGGCGGAGGAGGUGGCGGAGGCGGUGGAGGUGGCGGCGGAGGGCUCAUCUCCACCUCCUCUGGCCACCCGCACUCUCACAUGCACGGCUUGAGUCACCUCUCCCACCAGGCUAUGAGCAUGAACUCGCCUCUCACCCACCACGGGCUCUUACCGGGCCAUCACGGGGGGAGUCAAGGCGGCCCUGGGCUCACUAACGCCGGACUCCCCUCAAUCAAUGACUCGGACACAGACCCAAGGGAGCUGGAGGCUUUCGCGGAGCGCUUCAAGCAGCGGAGGAUCAAGCUGGGGGUGACCCAGGCGGACGUGGGUGGCGCUCUGGCUAAUCUCAAAAUCCCCGGCGUGGGAUCACUGAGCCAAAGUACAAUUUGUCGAUUCGAGUCGUUAACUCUCUCCCACAACAACAUGAUUGCGCUCAAACCUAUUCUCCAGGCCUGGCUGGAGGAGGCCGAGGGGGCCCAGAGGGAGAAAAUGAGCAAACCUGACAUUUUCAACGGGGGGGAAAAGAAACGCAAGAGGACCUCGAUAGCAGCCCCAGAAAAGAGGUCUUUGGAGGCUUACUUCGCCGUACAACCUCGACCGUCGUCCGAGAAAAUAGCAGCUAUAGCUGAAAAGUUGGACCUGAAAAAAAAUGUGGUGCGAGUGUGGUUUUGUAACCAAAGACAGAAGCAGAAGAGGUUGAAAUUUUCCGCAGCUCACUGAUGGGCAAAGAAAAGAAAAGAAAAAAAAAGUUGUGUGACUGAAUUUGGGGACCAAGGACACUAAGACACCAUUUUCAGUCUUUUGUCUCCAGCGAUUUUACACGUUGGUGCACAAUGGGCUUUAGAUACCCAUUUUACGAGGCUUCAUAUAUCUUGUUUAUUUUCACGUUAUCGGUGAAUGUGAAGUAUGCAAAUAACAGAUUACACAAAUUUCGCUCAGUUGUUACGAGGGAAAAGUUUAGCGACGUCGACAUUGCCUUUUAAAACAUGUGGAAAGAGGUAAUUUGCUUGAUACUAUAGCGAGUUAUUUUCUCCUAAUAGGCCUAUUAUUUGAAGUAUAGCCAUUUACGAAUUACCUCAUUGAUUGUUGAACUGUGUUUUUGGUUUUGAUUUUUGUCGUUGUUGGUAUAGAAAUAAUUCAUGAAUCUGUUCAUUUAUUCAUCUGUUCAUUU